This is a messenger RNA of Pararge aegeria (speckled wood butterfly), 1943 nucleotides long. RefSeq names its product WAS/WASL-interacting protein family member 3-like (gene Msr-110). The coding region runs from base 109 to 1797 and encodes 562 amino acids. The record is from RefSeq and is a predicted model, not a curated record. NCBI's taxonomy places the organism in Eukaryota, Metazoa, Arthropoda, Insecta, Lepidoptera, Nymphalidae. The transcript is spliced from 12 exons.
GUGCGCCUACGCCGGCCCACCGUUCACUUUGCGCACUCUUGUAUUGACCGUCAAACGCUGCGCGCGUAUAUUAAACAAGAAUUUAUUAUUGUGAAGAGUAAAGUCGUGAUGGAGAAGGAGCACCAGCCAGAUUCCAUGGCUACAAUCACCAUGAAGCCGGAAUACCCGCCUUCUGAAGUUUACAGCGCCUCGGAACCGCCUCCGGCUUACCGCCAAAGGCCGUCAUCAUCAGUACAAAUUGCCCGUAUCGCCGCUUUGACGGUGGUCGCUUCAGCGUUCAUACUGGGCUCCUUCAUUCUGGCCUCCAGUUGGGUGGCAGCACGGGCUUCGUGCCACCAGCUCGAACAGUUGGACGCUAUGCUCGACAAAGAGCUAGCACUUGAGGGACGGUCAUAUGGAAACGACGCGUUAAUGCCUGAGGAGUUGCCAAUUGCGAAUGCUCACGCUCUUCACGCACCUCCACCACCAGUUGUGGACAUCACACCCGUGCCUGCUCAGCCCAAGCCUGCGGCGUUCUCACCAGAUAGUUUGUUGAAGGCGGAUCCUAUUAAUCACGCUGAAUCUAAAGUCGACGAGGACAAACUACAGAAAAUCGACGACGAUAAGACUGACACGGCGAAUUCUGGAAGCGACGAGAGUUCCGAGUCCGACAGCUCCGGCGAGGACGACGAUGACGAUCUGAUUCGCCCGAUGUUCAAGUUACCCAUUCAGUUCGACCUCGACGAACUUGCUGGCGCAUUUUUAGCUAACAACCAAAAAGGCCGCAUGAACUGCGUUGUGGAGAAACGACAAGAGGAACCGGUAGAGAGGCGCUUCCCAUUCAACAUCCUUGGCGCGUUCGCACCACGCAGUGCUCAGGCUGAGCGCAUCGCUAUCAUCUGCCAUGGUGGUGAUGAAAGACCUAUGCCAAUGUUCCCCGAUCCACAGUCGCAAGUAUUCGCGUUCCCGUUAUCAGGCCCAGUGCGCCUGCCCAUCAGACCAGCGCCAAAUCAGGAGCGCGCCGAACCACGUGGGCCUUUUGGCAUGCCACAGAGAAACUCACCUUUCCCGCUACCGAUGCCAUGGGAUUCUUCGGAGGAGCAGAUGAACGGUCCCCGUGAGAUGCGUAUCCACGUGCAACGCGUGUUCGCUAUCCCUUCAUCUCACAACAUGCCCCCUGCUCCCGAGAACAUGGGACCUUUCCAACCCCCUCCACCACCACCGCAGCCCCAGGAAGAUGAGCAACCCGGAGUAAUGACGGCGCCGCGUCAGAUGCGCGUGAUUGCUAUUCCCGCAUCUCACAAUAUGCCACCAACCCAACAGAUGAUGGGUCCCUUCCAACCACCACCACCGCCCCAAGCUCAGGACCAGAAUGAACAAUCAGCUGUUCUCCAUCAAUUCGUCCCACAACCCGCUCCCACACAAGAUAUGGAACAACCCGAAGGCCAGAAGAUGCACAUGGAGGGUAGUCCUAUUCAAAUGAACUUGCCUUGGGACUUGACUCCUGAGGACCUGCACAUGAUCCAUCGCACUGCCCAGGAAGCGGUUGCUAACCAGCGUCGCGAACAACAGAUCGACAAUGACAUGCAGGAGGUGAAGACCAUCGUGAACACUCUAGCAGCGGCCGAAGUUGAGUCUGAGCAGGCGCAAGCCCAAGACAGAGAACAAGUGCCGCGGGCACCUCGCACUCUUCUGCUGCCCCAAGAGAUGCCAGUAGACCAGAGGCCUCAUUAUAUGCAACCUCGCUCUGUGCGCAGCGUAGACUCACUGCUGCAUCGCCAAAAGCGCGUUAAGCGUUGCUCUUGCGACUGCCGUUAAAAGUGCAUAUAUGCGCAAAUCUACAAAGUGUCGCGUAGCUGCGCAAUUAAUGCAGAAAGCGUGACAUUUUCCGUCCAUCCCUAAUAAAGUAGAUUUUGUUACACAUGCGGUUUCGGUUAAUGUAAAUAAAAUUUAUACUUUUAAUA